AUGUAUAGAAAUAACUUAAAUAAAUACAGACUAUAUAAAUUUCUUUACAUUUCCAAUGAAAAAUUGAAACUUUUGUAUUUCAAAUUGUUGGCAUUUUCGUUCGGAGUUUUACUCCUAAUUUGGUACCUGCUCAUUCCGGAUUCGCUACUAAACCAGGCUAACAAACUACAACCGCUAAUUGUGGAGAAUAAAUUCUCCAGUCUUUUUAACGAGAAUAUUCACGAGUUACUCAGGACUAAAGGAGAUAUAUUACAACGAGUGCAGUCCCUUCGUUUUAAAAUCUCAUCUGCGUCAAAGUUUUUAAAACAAAACUGGAUACCCGAACUAUAUCAGAACUAUUUUGACGAAAGUAAUCUUACUAUCAUUACAAAUUUUGAUCAGAAGUUCAUCGACGUUUUAAACCAGUUGGAAUGUUGUAAUUCUACGGCAGAUGUUGUUUUAAGUUGGGUAAGAGAGCUGGAAGAUAAUUUGGAAGAUGAUAAUUAUUUUCCGCUAAUUGACUUGACUGAGUUGUACAUAGAUGACGAUAUUUUUUGCUCAAAGUACAAAUAUUCACAAUGCCCGACCUACAAUUACCUAAUUUCAAGGUUUUAUCCAUUUUCUGGUUCUUCGGUACUAUGCGACGCUAUGAAGAGAUAUGAAUUGUUAUAUCCUGAGUACAAUAACGUGUGUGAAGACGACAUCAAACACGCGAUGAAGCCCGUCCAACUCCUUUCCAACGCAAGAAGGUACGUCCUAAAACUAGCUUCGAGAAACGGCUACGCAGAUAUCGACACAAGACCUGUUCAUCCGGUGAGGAUUUUUACUAAAAGUAUAAUUACUUCAAACGGGGAAGUGUUCAGUGGUAAUGUUUACGUCAGGAGAGAAGUCUGUGAGCAUGAUCGAAACAUCCAAAACAGCGAAAUAUUACAGCAUUACUCCGAAGUUUUUGUGAUUUCUGAUUUCGGCAGGAGGAAUUACUUCUCAAAAAUGAUUGAAACCUACCCGAGACUCUCACUAUUCAUCGAUUUCCUCAAAGAACACCCCGACAUUAAGCUCCACACAGAUGAGACAUCAGCCCUACUUAACGAUACUCUGGGUAUAAUGAACAUCAGUCCAGAGAGAAUCAUCACAGGCACAGUCACAUCCAUGAUAACGUACGUCCCAAGAUUCACACGAUGUGGCUAUGCAAGUUUAUUAGAGACUCAGGUCCUAAACAGGUUCUACAGAUCAUACGCGCUUGCAAAUGUAUUUAGCUCCUACUCUCAAAAACAAGACACCGUUUUAAUUAUCGAUUCGGAUAAAACAAAUUCGUUUGCAAAUAUCAACGAAGUCAAACACAACUUAGAAAAAAUAGCGGCCGAAUUUAAACUUAAAGUCUCGAUCUUCAAAAAACAUUCAGCCACCAAUCAAAAAGCAAAAUUGGAAAUUUUCAGCUCAGUUCUCGUAGUAGUGUCAACUCACACAUCAUCAUUAGCGAAUUUAAUAUUCGCGCAGACGGGCGUAUUAGUAAUAGAAUCCAUGUGCGGCUUUAAAGAUAUAGACUUCCGAUACCACAGACUAGCAAACGUCUUGGGCAUGCUAUGGUACGGUUUGCCAUCGACGAAGCCCUGUGAAGAUGGCGUUGUCGUUGAUCUACUGUUGUUGGCUGAUGUACUGCCUAAUUUAAAAGGUGUUGUAUAG
Helobdella robusta is the source of this 1662-nucleotide messenger RNA. RefSeq lists its product as hypothetical. Bases 1 to 1662 code for a protein of 553 amino acids. Gene Ontology annotation, cellular component: endoplasmic reticulum. Gene Ontology annotation, molecular function: protein O-acetylglucosaminyltransferase activity. The record is from RefSeq and is a predicted model, not a curated record. NCBI's taxonomy places the organism in Eukaryota, Metazoa, Annelida, Clitellata, Rhynchobdellida, Glossiphoniidae. The transcript has 2 exons. Gene Ontology annotation, biological process: protein O-linked glycosylation via mannose.